ACAAGGGUGUGCCGCGGAAAUAAUCGUCCAUUUAUUUCACUCGUCAUUUUUGGGUUUCCUUGUUAUAUGUUUGCUGUUAUUGGAUUUUUUCGCUGAAGCUUUCCCUAGUCAGUUCCUCCUUAAUAUGGUUUUAUGUUGGCAUAAGUUUUGAAGUUUCAUAUCUUGCCAUUUUAUUGCCUGUUGGUUGAACCUGGGUUUAUUUGUUGAUCUGUAAUUGAAAUGCAUGUGCAGGGACUGGGGUAGGCGCUUUAUGAGGCUGUAUCCUCAAUACACUUCCUGGGACAAUCCAAAAGAACCAGAAAGGCCACUUGUCAUUGGAUAUGUGUCUCCAGAUUAUUUUACUCAUUCUGUAUCUUAUUUCAUUGAGGCACCCCUUGUCUAUCACGACUAUACGAAUUACAAAGUGGUUGUGUAUUCGGCAGUUGUCAAGGUAUUGUAAUAGCAUUAUUCAGUUUUUCUAAUUUAUUCAUGUGCCAUCUUUAUCCAAGCUAGUGUUUUCUUAUGUUUAGGUAUUGUCUAUGCUGUUUUUCUUGUUGCAUUGUGAGAAUGUCUCUGUCAUAACUUGCAGCUAUCUUGGGGCUACAGGUUAUCUGACUCUUGCCCUGCAGGCAAAUGUAGGCCACUUGUAAUUGCGUUACUCUGGUUUUGUAGAUAUGUUUUUAAUUGUUGUUAGUACAGCUCAUGACAGUUCUGCUUGUUUGGGUUUGUUCUUGUCAACUGUUUGCAUUUAUAUGACGAUGGCAAUGCCAAUUUUUUCAUGGCCUUUCUUUUCAUCUGUCUAAUGUGCCUAUUAUUUAUGAAAUUGUGGGUCCGUCUUAUGCACUUGCUCAAAAUAUCAACGCUUCUGAUUGUUUACAGGCUGAUGCAAAAACGCAUAGGUUCAGAGAGAAAGUGCUUAAAAAAGGAGGGUCGUGGAGAGACAUAUAUGGAAUUGAUGAAAAGAGGGUGGCAGGUUUGGUUAGAGAAGACAAUGUUGACAUCUUAGUGGAACUAACUGGACAUACUGCUAACAAUAAAUUGGGCACUAUGGCGUGUCGACCAGCACCUGUUCAGGUAUGCAUGAAAUUGUUGGCAUGAGUGGAAAAGUGUAUUUUGCUUUCUACUGCUAUUGUUCCAUGCUAAACAUUAAUUUGGUUGUUUUAGAAGAGAGGUGGAAACUGCUUUUGGACUGGUUACUUGCUCUUGGAUAGCAAGUGUGGCCAGAGACUUUGUUUUGCUUUUUCUGUAAUUGAUGUCGGUACAUGCAUGAUGCAUCUGUUCAAGAUUUUAUUUUGUGUGUCUUCAACAUGAGCCAGCUGGAAGAGUAAGAGGUAUAUUUAUCUAACCAAUACCAGACAUAAAAUGUAGAAUCCUUUCAGAGGAAGCACCAAUCCUAUUGCAUCUUUGCCUAUAUGCUCUAAUAGUGAGAGGAAGUCAUUAGUGAGCACAGUGAUGCCGUAGUAAUGUUAGGUGUGGCAAACUGUGAUGAUGCUUAAGGUACCUGUAGAACUCACAUAGCUGGAGUUUGUGUUGUAUACUUCUUGCAAAUUGGUCUUUUUAGGUUUACCUGAACGUAUGAACUUUGCUGGGUGCUUGAUUGAGUAUUCUAUACCAGUAAGAAGCAUUAUGUUGAAAUAUGCUUAUGCUCUUUUUAUACAAGGAUUUAGUUUGAUAAUUGUUUUUUUGUUCAGGUUACAUGGAUAGGGUAUCCAAACACAACUGGUUUACCUAGCAUUGAUUACAGAAUCACUGAUUCUCUGGCUGAUCCACCAGAUAGUAAACAGAAGUAUGGAUUCUUCCACCUCUCUUUUACUUUUGGCAGUUCUGAUGGGAGUCUUGAUCCUCUAGAUUGGAAAUAUCUGUAGUUACUCUGGUACCUGUGCUAAUAUCUCUUGUUUGUUUGUAGCCAUGUCGAAGAUUUAGUCCGGUUACCAGAAUCCUUUCUUUGUUACACUCCGUCCCCUGAAGCUGGGCCAGUCGCGGUUGCACCUGCUGUGUCAAAUGGCUUUAUAACAUUUGGUAGUUUCAACAAUCUGGCAAAGGUAUGUAUCAGGAGAUAGUUGGGCAAGUUUAUUUGCCAAGUUCUAGUAAAACUCAUUAUUGUAAUUGGCGAGGAUCCUUACUCAUCACUCUUUGCAACUUUCUCUCCCUGGCAGAUAACUCCUAGAGUACUGCAAGUGUGGGCUAGGAUUCUCUGUGCAGUUCCAAACUCUCGCCUGGUUGUUAAAUGCAAGCCAUUCUGUUGCGAUAGUGUUCGGCAGAAAUUUCUGACAACUUUGGAGCAGCUAGGGUUGGAACCAUUGCGUGUUGAUCUUCUGCCUCUAAUUCUUCUGAACCAUGAUCAUAUGCAAGCAUAUUCUCUCAUGGAUAUCAGGUGAGAUCUUGAAAUAAUAUAUAAAUGACAUAAUUGCAGUCUGUUGUUGCUACCUUCUAGUAAAGUGUCAGUGGCAAAGCUCCUUUAUUGCUGUAGGACUGCUGUCAUCAGAUGCUAAUUUGAUACCUCCUGGUUGACCUGCUAUAUCAGUGAAUAAGCCAGUUGUUUCUGCCAGUUUGGCAAGGUUUUAACUUUAUGGGUCAUAUUAUGCAAAUGAUUAGAAGAUACCAUUCUUUGUGAUACAAGACGGGUGCUUUUCCUGGUUAACCCUAUGUUAUGGAAAGUUUUCAUUGCUUCUACUUUCCUUGCUGUCUGCUUGUGCUGCAUCACACUGAGUCCAUUAACGAUCAGCUUUAGUACUAAAUGCAGCAAAAAGGUUUCCUGCUGCGCCUUAAUGGCUUGAAGAAGUUUUUGGCUCCUAUAGCUGUGUUUCCAGGCUCUGUUUAUUUACUUGCUUGUUAAAUUGACAAUAUGACUAUAACCUAACCUUUUAUGUAGCAAAUAAUUUCUGCAGAAAGUCUUGUCCUAGUCGGUUGUUUAUUUAAAGUAGGGUUGUCAUAGAAGCACAUCCCAUAAACCUCAUCUGGAGUUGUUUUAGCUUGGAAUUUUUUCUCCUAAUAGCUGUAAUACCAACUAAAAUGCCAGUCCCAACUAUACAUGUGCCAUAUCUGGUCAAUUUCUUCUGUUGGUUGAUGGAUUUUACAUGUAGAACACGGUUAUAUACUGUGAUUGGUUUUACCUCUGUUCUUCUGUUGUGUAUUUUCAAUGUGCUCGCCAGUUCUUGCGCGAAAAGAUCAUCAUGGUGUAUAACAUCUUACUGUGUUGUAGUUUGGAUACGUUCCCAUAUGCUGGAACAACAACGACGUGUGAAUCUUUGUUCAUGGGAGUACCGUGUAUUACUAUGGCUGGAGCGGUACAUGCUCACAACGUUGGUGUUAGUCUUCUCAGCAAAGUAGGUGAGACACCUUUCUUUGUACUUGUUUAGUGUACUUGAUCUAUCUGCCAUGGCAAGUGGAGUGGAAUUAAGGGUGUGUUUGUUUCAGUUCAAAGAAAAGGUAACCUAGGAACCCUAAGCAAAUCAGUCCGACAUUUUGGAGAUACUACUCAUUCUAAUUGACAAAUUGUUAAUAGCCCAAAGUCCCUCACUAGAAUAUUUUCAUUUCCAACUUUGUCCUUCUGAAAGAAGUUCUUAGUGCUAUAUGCAUAUAGUCAUUGCCCGAUACUCAUUUUCUAAUUAUCACAAACUACUGUUCUUUCAUUUUUAAACAAUAUCUCAUAUCCUACUUACUGUACCUUUUCUAGACCUAACCAAACACUUCCCUUCCUUUUCACUGAAAGUUACUACCAAAUCAGUUUCUUUUCGCUAAAGCUAAAGCAAACAUGCAAUAAAACCAGCCUUAAGAGUUUGAAGGGAAGUCAGCUGAGUUUUGUGGUUUUGAUUAUGGCAAUGUACAGGACUAGAACAUCUGGUUGCCAAAAAUGAGGAUGAGUAUGUUCAAAUGGCGCUUCAACUGGCUUCAGAUGUUGAUGCUCUCUCGAGCUUGAGGAUGAGGCUCCGAGAUCUUAUGUCCAAAUCGCCUGUAUGUGACGGAGCAAACUUCACUCUUGGCUUGGAGUCGGCAUACAGGGACAUGUGGCGGAGAUACUGCAUGGGCGAUGUGCCAUCUUCAAAACAUAUGAUCCAACUCAUACAACAACAGGAACAACAAGUAAUUUCAGAUGUACCCAGCGACAACUCUCAGCAACCCCCAACUACUAUCUCGAGCAUGACGAGCUCAAGGGAAGAAGACUUGCUGCAUGGAUCCGCUAUCAAGGAGAAUGGAUUCGGUGCAGCACCACCAUCGAUGGCCAAUCAUUUUUGUGAUGAGAACGGGAUUAGUUAGAAUCUCACACUGCUUACCACACAAUCAAAGUCGAAGCUGAAGUGGGUCAUCAUGAGCUUAUGUGUGAUUCCUAGCCCGUUUUAUCCCUUCGAGUGUGACGUAUCUAGAGCUGGGCGCAUAGGGCAAGUGAAGGUGAAAAACACUAGUCUCAAUUGUGGCAGCGAGGGAGUUGUUCUGUGUUGUGGUGUUUGCUGUAGGGGAAUAUAUUUUUCUGGGAAAGAAGGGUUGUUAGGAAAGGAGUUCUGACGGUUUGGAUUCAAUGGUGAACCUGAUGUUGUAGUUAGGCGGGCAUCUGGGGUAUCUUUCCCAUGAUGGAUAGGUAACUAGAAUUUGGUUGGU
Molecule: messenger RNA, 4575 nt
Organism: Linum trigynum
Lineage: Eukaryota; Viridiplantae; Streptophyta; Magnoliopsida; Malpighiales; Linaceae
Source: the annotation of a GenBank genome assembly